Paramecium pentaurelia is the source of this 1011-nucleotide messenger RNA. NCBI's taxonomy places the organism in Eukaryota, Ciliophora, Oligohymenophorea, Peniculida, Parameciidae. The record is from the annotation of a GenBank genome assembly.
UAUGAACAAUGUAUAAAUCCUACUAUAUGUGUUCCUAACAGCUAAGACUGUAAUAAAAAUCAUCCAUCCAUAAAAUACAGAAGUCCUUAUUUUCUAAUGGUAAUACAAAUUAAUUAUUUUAGGUUUGCCUUGUUAUUCAUCUAAUAAAUAUUUGAUUUGUUUUAUUUCUUUGAUUCCAUAUCAUGGAUGUGCUUGAUUAUGUAGAUGACAUUCAUAUUUUUGAAAUUCCAACAUUUGAAUUAUUGUGCAGUCUAUCUAUAGAACAUUUAAAUUGAAAAGGUCCUAACAGAAAUAAGAUAUCAAAUGUCUUACAUCUUAGUUACAACCACAUCUAAAAUAAUUAAAUUGAUUUUUGUUAAGAUAUUGUAAUCUAUAGAAAAUUAGUAAUUGACUGAUGAACGUUAAUCUAAAUUACAAUAAUAAUUAUUGGAUGUGAGCCAAUUUAUAGAAAUUGAAACUCAAAAUAGAUGCAAUAAAUCAUAACUUAAUUAAACUUAAAUAAUGGAUUAGACUUUGAAUCUCAAUUACACAAUUAUUGAAAAGUGUGAUGAUUUACCAUCAUAAUAAAAUAGAGAAAAUUUAGAAAUUUUAAAAGAAUUAAAUGUUUCAGCAAAAAAAUAAGAAUAGGUUAAACAUUAGAUAAAUGUUUAGCCAAUAGCAUAAUAAGUUUAAUAAAAGAAGUUACCAUAAGAAUAGUUAAAAUAAUCCUUAUAAAUUUAGAAUUAGAAUACUAAUUAAAAUAAUAAUUAGAAUUCUGUUUAAAAAUCAAAAUCUCCUGAAUAAAUUAAAUCAGUUAGAACAUCUUCAGAUUUAAGUUCAUUAAGAAAAACAUUAGAUCUCUUAUAAACAGAUGAAAAGAUCUCAUCAAGAAUUGUAGUUGAAGCAUUAUAAGAGAAAGUAUAAGAAAGUAAAGUUAAUCCUUCAAAACAUGAAUUAUUUUAGAAGAUGUAAUAAUGUAAAGAGAAGAUUUUACAAUAACAAAAAUAGAAUUCUAAUUUUUAUGAAUGAAAA